AUGAGCGAAGUCGACGCAACCCCAGCCCCAACUGGGGUUGGUACUACCUUCCCUGCAGCUUUAGACGAAGGAUCUCUUUAUAAGAAUGAGACAGAGGAUGCAUUUGCAGAUGAUGAGGCGAGACAGCACGAGGAUCAACAACAGCAAAGUGCAGAUGAUGGCGAGAAUGGAAGUGGGAAUGAUGAUGACGUUAUACCAACGGCAAUAGUCAUCAAAAACAUCCCAUUUGCCAUAAAAAAAGAGCAACUUUUGGAUGUCAUUGCAAAAAUGAGCUUGCCUUUACCAUAUGCCUUUAAUUACCAUUUUGACAAUGGUGUAUUCAGAGGGUUGGCAUUUGCGAAUUUCACCAAUACAAAUGAAACUACGCAGGUCUUGAAUUCGUUAAAUGGAAAGGAAAUUGGCGGUCGCAGGCUGAGAGUGGAAUAUAAAAAGAUGCUGCCGCAAGCAGAGAGGGAAAGAAUUGAGCGUGAAAAGAGAGAAAAACGGGGUCAACUUGAAGAACAGCAUAAAUCUCUUUCUAAUCUUUCAUUGCAUUCUCUGAAUAAAAGUUCUACGAACGCAAAUCCUUCUAACACACAGUUAUUCUCGACUUUUUUUGGUGAUGCUGCAGGCUCUUCCAAUCAAACGAAUAAUAAGAACACAGGUGGUCUUUUAUCAGCUCAAAAUACAGCAAGUUCAUUCUUCCAGACGCAAUUAUCUCAAUCGCAUCAACAGCUUCAGCUGUCGUCUCAGCAGAUCCAGCCUUCUAAUUCACAGCAGUCUCAGCAGAUUCAACAACAACAGUCUGCAAUGCCUGCUGGGGUGUUGAGCAAUGAAAGAUAUUAUGCACCGCUACCUUCUUCAAGUACGUUACCAUUGCCGCCUCAGCAGCUAGAUUUCAAUGAUCCUGACACGUUGGAAAUUUAUUCUCAGCUUUUACUUUUCAAGGAUAGAGAAAGAUUUUAUUAUGAACUAGCAUAUCCUCUUGGCCUAUCAGCUGGUCAUAAGAGGAUUAUCAAUGUAUUAUGUUCAUUUUUGGGUCUUGUGGAAGUGUAUGACCCAACUUUUAUUGUAAUUAGAAGAAAAUUAUUGGAUCACGCCACUUUACAAUCACAUUUACAACAACAAGAUCAAAAUUCAAUGAUGAAUCCUUUGCAACCUAGCUCUACCGGCGGUUCUAUGAACAGAUCUCAUUCCUAUACAAGUUUAUUGCAAGCGCAUGCGGCUGCAUCAGUUGCAGCUGCAUCAGGUAAUCCAGUGAACAAUGCAAUUAGUCAUCCAAAUCUUGGAGCUAGCGGAAGUGCUUCUACCACACCAAAGUUAUCUAGCCAGGCCAAAAUGGUACCACAAACAAGCUCGCAGAAUGGUGCUACUCCAUUGGUUCAAUCGAGUUCCAACUCUCCAUCACAGUUGAUGCAACCAAUUGCACUACAUAAUACGGAAAUUCAAUCAAAUCAGCAACAACAACAAUCUUUCUUAAGACAGCAGGCUGCUUUAACUCCUUCUUCCAGAAUUCCUUCGGGCUAUACGACAAACCAUUCACAAAUAAACACUGUAAACCCUCUUUUGAGAAACAACGGUAUAUCCCCUCCUACAACUAAUGUUCAACCCAAUACUCCUCAGCAUCGUGUGCCUACAUCUUUUUUCGCGAGUUCAUCUACCAAUCUGCAAAUGACAGAAGUUCAGCAACAGCAACAGCAACAACAACAACAACAACCUAAAGGCCAAUUGCUACCGCAGCAUACCAAUGGAUCUAUGCAUUCAAAUUUUUCGAUUCAAUCUAUACAUGAUGAUUCUUUAUCAGGAGUCAAUAAUAAUGAUAUGAUGUAUACUUCUCUGGGUCAUACAGGAUUUGGUAAUGGACUCGAAGAAGGUUUAAGUCGGUCUCUUAGCGGCCUGGAUCUACAGGGCAAUGCAGCAGGCUCUAACACUUUGAGCAACGGUAAUGCGAACGCUAGAAAAACUUUAUGGUAA
Molecule: messenger RNA, 1953 nt
Organism: Zygotorulaspora mrakii
Lineage: Eukaryota; Fungi; Ascomycota; Saccharomycetes; Saccharomycetales; Saccharomycetaceae
Gene: PIN4
Product: Pin4p
Exons: 1
Coding region: 1-1953 (650 amino acids)
Cellular component (GO): cytoplasm; nucleus
Molecular function (GO): mRNA binding
Source: RefSeq, a predicted model, not a curated record